This is a messenger RNA of Microthlaspi erraticum, 2388 nucleotides long. The record is from the annotation of a GenBank genome assembly. NCBI's taxonomy places the organism in Eukaryota, Viridiplantae, Streptophyta, Magnoliopsida, Brassicales, Brassicaceae.
AUGUCUCUUGAUGUUGUAGCAGGAAUGGUGUCUGCUUGUAAGAACAUCAUUGCUGAGCUUAACCGUGGAGACAAACUGGAUGGUGAUAAUUAUGAUAUAUGGUAUCGUAAAGUCCAGUACGUCCUCGAGGAGCAAGAAGUAAAAGAGACUCUUUUACAUCUCAUGGAAGAGCCUGAGCAGGGCAAUACUCCUCAACAUGUGAGAGAUCAAGAGGCAUAUAAUGUCUGGAAAAGAAAGAACAGCAUCGCUCGCAUCACAUUGCUGAGUUGUAUGCAAGAUGAUCUCAUGUGUGAGUUUGAAGAGUAUGAAACUGCAAAAGGCAUGUGGGAGGCCUUGAAAGAAAAGUUUGGUGCUACUUCAGCAACCAAACUUAGGAGACUCAAUCAAAGGUUCAGUGACUAUAAGAAGCGCCCAAACCUUUCAAUGAGGCAGCAUCUUAGAGUCAUGUCGAACAUGAUUAGAGAGUUGAAGAAUGCUGGACAGAUUAUGUCAGAUGAACAGCAAGUCCAAGCGGUUCUCCGUUCAUUACCUGAAAGUUGGGACCAUAUGAGAAUGCAGAUGACACACAAUGUGAAUGUCAAAACCUUUGAGGACAUAUCACGUCAUCUUGAGUUAGAGGAUGAGCGCUUAGAGGCUGCCAAACCCUUUAACGAGGCCAACUAUGCGAAUUCAAACUCUGGUUUGAAACGCAAGAGAGGUAACAAUGGAAACAAGGCUCCUGAUCAACCUGAUCCUAAGAGGCAAAAGAAGUAUGUCAAGCGUGGAAAACGUGGAGGCAAGAAGGAUAAGACCAAGAUAAAAUGCUACAACUGUGGCUCAUUGGGUCACUUUGCUCGUGAAUGCACUGAGGCAAAGAAGGUAUUAUCUUUGGACUCUACUUGCAAAUAUGCUUAUGUUUCUAGUUGUGUAAUGCUAACAGAAUCUCAUCCUUUGUGGAUUGUAGACUCAGGAGCAACAGACCACGUAGCUAGAAGUCGAGAAGCAUUUGUGGAGUACCGACGGGUGCCCAAAGGUACAAGAUGGUUAUAUGUGGGAAAUAACUCCAAGGUUGCGGUACAAGGUAUCGGAACCUGUCAGCUACACAUGAGUGGCGGGAAAACUCUCAUACUGCAUGAUGUCUUGUAUGCUCCUGAAAUCCGUGGGGACCUAGUCUCUGUUUUGGCAUUACUUAAGUUAGGAUUUGUUUUGAACUUCCAUAAUUUAUGUUUGCAAAUUUCUCUAAGGUCUGAGUACUUUGGUUCAGGCUAUUUGGAGAGGACAAUCAAGUGUUUGAGAACAGAUCGAGGUGGUGAAUAUCUAUCUGAGCAGUUUAAGACACUGUGUGAUGAAAAGGGUAUUGCUAGACAGUUAACAACACCCUAUACACCACAACAAAAUGGUGUAGCAGAAAGAAGAAAUAGAACUCUUCUUGAAAUGGUUAGGUCUAUGAUGGCGCAAGCUAACCUUCCAAUUUCGUAUUGGGGGGAUGCAUUGCUUACUGCAGCCUAUAUACUUAACCUUGUGCCCUCUAAAUCUGUUACUACCACUCCCUAUGAGUUAUGGACGGGUAGGAAACCUAACCUAACUCAUCUAAGAGCUUGGGGAUCAGCUGCAUAUGUUCGUGAUACUUCACAUCCUCAUGGAAAAUUGGGUCCUAGAGGAAAGAAGUGUAUCUUUAUAAGAUACUCUGAGCAAUCUAAAGGAUAUGUGCUCAUUGGCGAACACUUAGAUGGAAGUAUAACAGAGAUUGAAUCACGAGAUGUAACAUUCUUGGAAAAUGAUUUUCCUAAAAGGGGAGAGAUUGAUAGAGAACUCCAUCUUGAAGAGAUUCUUGACCAUACUAGUAGUAUUCCUCCUACCAACCAAUCUGUGGAAGUUAGUGAAGGUUCACAUGAACUAUCACAACUUAGUGGGAGAGAAACAUUGGUUGAAUCACAAGAUAUUGAGUUACGAAGAAGUAACCGUGGAAAUGUUCCCCGUCGUCGUUUUGAGAUAGAAGGGGAAGCUUUUAUGGUUGCUUUAUAUGAUGACUUGGAACCUAGAUCGGUUCAAGAGGCUCUCUCUUGCCCAAACUCAAAUGAAUGGAAUGAUGCAGUAGGUGAAGAACUAGAAUCGAUGAAAGAAAACCAUGUCUGGGACUUGGUUGACCUUCCGCCAGAACGUCGAGCGAUCGGAAAUAAAUGGAUUUUUAAGAUCAAACGUAAUGCGGACGGAUCGAUAGAUAGGUACAAGGCUCGCUUGGUAGCGAAAUGUUAUACCCAACAAGAGGGUAUAGACUAUGAGGAAACGUUUUCACCUGUGGUGAGGUUUGCCUCUAUUCGCCUUAUUAUAGCAAUUGUUGCCGGAUUAGAUUUAGAGUUACCAAGCGAGCCUUGUACCUAUCUAUCGAUCCGUCCGCCUUACGUUUGA